Molecule: messenger RNA, 4361 nt
Organism: Syngnathus typhle (broad-nosed pipefish)
Lineage: Eukaryota; Metazoa; Chordata; Actinopteri; Syngnathiformes; Syngnathidae
Product: apoptosis-stimulating of p53 protein 1-like
Exons: 24
Coding region: 261-3491 (1076 amino acids)
Biological process (GO): regulation of apoptotic process
Cellular component (GO): nucleus
Molecular function (GO): p53 binding
Source: RefSeq, a predicted model, not a curated record
AGCGAAUGAGGGGGAGGGCUUGACAGGACAGGAAAGGAGGGAGCAGGAGUUGGCCUUUCCAUGCAUCUGGAUGUCUACUGCACUCGAGAAACAAGUCCGGGACUGCUUGUAUGGUGAAAAGCGAACAGCUUGGACGAGCAGAGUAAGGCAAGGGAAGGCAAGGAAAGGCAAGGCAAGGGAGCGCUGCGCUGUGCUGUGCUGUGCUGUUCUGUGCUGUGCUCCGCUGCGCUGCGCUGUGAGCAGCAGGAACACGAACAGGAAUGUUGCCGGUGAUCCUGACGGUUUACCUGAACGACACGCAACAGAUGCUGACCGAGGUCCCGGUUACUCCUGCAACCAGAGUUGGAGAUGUGGUGGAAUACUGCAAAGAGGCAGGCGAAGGAGAGUGCCACUUAGCUGAAAAGUGGAAUGGACACGAACGAGUUCUCCCUCAGCAAUUGUUACUCUUGGACCUCCUUCAGCAGUGGGGAGCAAGGAGGCCAGAGGUCAGCUUCUACCUGCGACACUGUCCUUCCUUGCCACGAGGAAGUCUGCAGCCUUUGGCGACAACUUGGACCAUGGAAGCUCCAGAGCGCAAGAACACCAGUGUUCCCCGUGUGGAACUCACCCUGUCUGAGCUCCAGGAAAUGGCCACAAGACAACAGCAACAGAUGGACGCUCACCAACAGAUGUUGGUCGCCAAGGAGCAAAGGCUGAGGUAUCUUCAACAGGGAGGCCCAUCCAACCAGGGGCAGACACAGUCGGAAGCUGAGAAAGUGCAGCGCUUAAAGGAGCGAGUGGAGUGUCAGGAGGCCAAGCUGAAGAAGAUUCGAGCCAUGAGAGGGCAAGUGGACUACAGCAAACUGAUCAAUGGGAACCUCUCGGCGGAGAUCGAGCACGUGAGCAGCCUGUUUCAGGAGAAGCAGGCUGAGCUGCAGUCUGCCGUGAGCCGGGUUGACCAGCUGACCCAACAGCUGGAGGAUCUGAGGAAUGGACGCCUGCAGCUGCAUUCUAUUGCCUCCCAGCAGGGGGCGCCCAACAGGGGCGCUGGAGCGAAAGCGCCAGCGCCGCCGCCGCCCUCUGGCCCUGCUGCCUUAGAACUGAGGAAGCUCUACCAAGAGCUGCAGGCUCGCAACCGUCACAACCUGGAGCAGAGUGGCAAGCUCGCGCACAACAAGGAGGUGCUGAACAAGAGGAAUGCUCAGGUGACCGUGAUGGAUCGACGUAUCGGAGAGCUGAGGGAGCGACUGCAGAAGAAGAGAGCCCAAUUGAGCCGUAUGAAUGGCGGAGGCCCUCCUUCUCCUCCAAAUGCCACCGCUCGACCGAGCGGCGGCGUGUCGGGCCGAGUGGCCGCCGUGUGCCCUUACAUCCAAGCUGCUCCGGCUGAGGCGGGCGGCAAGCUGUUACCUGACGCCAAAGUCAGUCACACGCGCUCCCUUUCGGACGAGAACAAGAGUGGCAUCAGGAAGCCUCCCAGCCAAUGGAAAGUGUCCGAUUUAGACACGGUCCUGUCGCAGCCAAAUGACUUAUGUGGGGGGGCUCCCGAAUCUCCCCAGGGGGACAAAGGGAACAACACUAAUGAAGCAUCGUGGCCUACCAUUGGUAAACAUUGGAGGAGCAACAGUGCAGAACAGCAUCUCCCUUGCCGUUACGGCACCUACCCCAGCAGCAGCUGCAGCAGCAGCAGCCACCACCACCACCAGACAGCUGGGAAUCAGCGUUCCACCAGCUCCCUGCCUCGAUCGGCUCCCGGCACAUUGGGAUGGCCCCGGCCCAGCGCUGCCGCCGCCGCCGCCUCAUCUUCUUCAACCUCCUCCUCCUCCUCCUCACAGCAAAUCCAACAACGCAUUGCCGUCCCUCCAAAUUCAAACCAAGGCUCGCAGCCCUUGGCAUCUCAGAGCGAGCGGACGGAUCCCCCCCCUCCGGCGGUGGCCGUACGUCCUUACGUACCCGAGCACGCGUCCAGACCGCAGUCUCCUCGAAAGGGCCCCGCCUCCAUGAACAGCAGCUCCAUCUACAGCAUGUACCUUCAGCAGCCUCAGGCCAAGAACUACGGCUCGCUCAGCAACAGGAGCGCCGCCACGGUGAAAGCGGUCUACGGGAAACCCAUCCUGCCCACUUCCUCGGCGUCUCCGUCCCCUCUUCCUUUUCUCCACGCAGGAAUAAAGACAGAAGACAAGGAGGUUGGAGGAGGAGGAGGAGAGCCCGGCGGCGAUGGGCCAAUCCUACCUCCUCCCAGCGUGGACAACAUUCCCCGUCCUCUCAGUCCGACGAAGCUCACUCCAGUUGCCCACUCGGCUCAACUGCGCUACCAAAAUGACGCUGAUCUGGAAGUCCUCCGGCGUCGUCUGAGCAAUGCUCCGCGCCCUCUGAAAAAACGAAGUUCCAUUACGGAACCUGAGGGCCCGCAAGGGCCAAACAUUCAAAAACUACUGUACCAGAGGUUUAACACUUUGGCAGGAGGCAUGGAAGGGGGCUCAGCCAGUACUUUCUACCAGCCCGACAUGGACGCGAUCCACUCAGCCGAGGGGGAUGUGGAAGCAGGUGAAAAGCAUGCCGGCUUGUCAUCAGAGGACGCAGAAGUUCAGAACUUGAACUUGGACCGGCGGCGCUUAUCGCCCCCCGCCGCCGCCGCCGCCACUGAGACGGCCGCGGUGGGAGAGGAGAGCAAGAAGGUCUCUCCGUCUCCACAAAGCCACCUUCCCUCGACCCCCAAUAAAUGGGAAGAUCAGAACAAUAACAAUGAGAGCGGUUCUUGUUGGGCCCACGGCGUGACGAGUCGGGCCUCACCUUCGCCCUCACCGCCGCCCGGCCCGCCUUCAAGGCCCAAGGUGAAGCGAAGCAAUUUGAAAAAGCCGUCAUCGGAGCGCACGGGCCACGGUCUGAGAGUCAAGUUCAACCCCCUGGCUCUGCUGCUCGAUGCGUCCUUAGAAGGAGAGUUUGAUCUGGUGCAGAGAAUUAUCUACGAGGUGGAAAAUCCCAGUAUGCCAAACGAUGAAGGCAUUACUCCGCUUCACAACGCUGUGUGUGCUGGCCACCACCACAUUGUCAAGUUCCUGCUGGACUUUGGAGUCAAUGUCAAUGCAGCGGACAGUGAUGGAUGGACGCCUCUGCACUGUGCCGCUUCGUGUAACAGCGUCCACCUGUGUAAAAUGCUGGUGGAAUCAGGGACAGCCAUUUUUGCCCAAACAAUCAGUGACGUUGAAACGGCAGCAGACAAAUGUGAAGAAAUGGAAGAAGGUUACGCGCAGUGUUCGCAGUUCCUUUACGGUGUCCAGGAGAAGUUGGGUGUGAUGAACAAAGGCUCGGUGUACGCGUUGUGGGACUACACGGCCCAGCGGCCCGACGAACUGACCUUCGGCGAGGGCGACGCCCUGACCGUGCUGCGACGGCGCGACGACACCGAGACAGAGUGGUGGUGGGCUCGACUGGACGACGGCGAGGGAUACGUUCCCAGGAACCUGCUCGGGCUAUAUCCAAGGAUCAAACCCAGACAACGCUCCCUGGCCUAAAUCAGAGCUCCAAAGCGUCGCUGGCAAAGAAAGGAGAGAAGUGACGGAGGAGGAGAGAAGCAAGUUGCUCUUCCAACAAACUGAUGCAACUAUUUGAAAAGAAGGCCACAAAUAGAACAGAUGUUGCAAAUUCAACCGAAUAGUAAGCUAAAUAUGAGCUAAAGAAAAAACAUCUCCUGGGCCGUUCGCAUUAGAUUCCACGUUGGUCUAUCAUCUUCACAUUUUUAGAGAGUUCACAUUUGGUCGAUUUUUGUAUGCCUUUCUCCGAAAUAGAAAGACCCAGGUGGCUUCAUGUGUAACCUUUGAGUUGGAUGUGCUGAUUGAGAAUGCAAGGUGAAUGCAAAUAUUUGCUGGACUUUAAUGAAAGUGAGACGUCGGUUCUGAGCUUGCAGUUGGAAAAGAAAUUCCAAGCAAUGCUAGUUUGCGAAAGGAGAGCGUGCUCAAAGGGUUGGGCAGCGAUGUCAAGUGGCAAUAGAGCGGCCUGAAUCGGCCCCUGAACUUUGGGGAGAUGGAUGAUCAACGGAAGGAAAAGAAGAAUGUGCUUGAGUGCUUUGAAGAGGAUUAGGAUGCAUUUGGAAAACCCAAGUACAUUUGGAUAGGUUGGAGGCAACAAAGUGAUCCGUCCCCUUUCUGUAAAACUCCAAAUUCCACCACAUACGUAAUACCAGAACAAUACUAAGCAGCUUUUGGAAUCUCACUCAGAUGUAUUUUGGGGAAACAGGUCAAAAGAAAGACUCUGAAGUCAAUGAGAAAAGUCCAAACAUGACGCUUGUGUCAAGAAUGUAUUGCUCGCAAACAUUUAGAAUUUCACACGGAACCGUUCCUUGUUGUGUAUGAUACAAAUAAAACACAGUGCACAAUUUGAAACAA